CGUCUCAGUAUGCAUCCGCCAUGCGGGCUAGUGUUUUCCCUACAGAUAUAGAAUGCGUCGACGGCGCUCGGAUGAGCUCCCGCAGUUUGUGAGGGAGGUGGAGCCACGGGCAUUCCGAUGGCGACGCCGCUCUUGGAUAUACAUUGGCAUCUUCCUCCUGGCAUGUUGGAUACUGUACCCACGCCGACCUUCGUACGACGAUAGCAGUACAACCAAGACAAAGGGAUCGAAGCACGCAUACAGCCUGUACGCGACGGAUAGCGCAACCUUGUGCCAUGCGCUGCUACUGCUGGACGCGCUGGCUAGAUAUGGUAGCAAAGCAGAUCGUGUGUUGUUCUACCCCAAACACUGGGACCUUGUGAUAUCCGAUUCGAAAGAUCGGGACAGCCAGCUGCUGGUUAUGGCACGGGACGAAUACAAAGUAAAGCUGCACCCGACGACGUUACUGAGCGUUGAGGGUCGGACUACAGACGAGUGGACGGGUACCUGGGACAAAUCGGUCACGAAGUUUAUGGCAUUUUCCCUCGCGUCCUAUGAGCGCGUCAUUGCGCUCGACUCAGACAUCACAUUGCUGUCCUCGCUCGAUGAGCUCUUUGCGCUUCCACCCACACCGAUUGCCAUGCCUCGCGCGUACUGGUACGAGACGCUCCCACAGCCGCUCACAUCCCUUCUCAUGGUCAUAAAGCCGGACUUGGACGAGUUCCAGCGGUUCAAGCAGGUCAUAUAUGGAGGCGGCAAUCCUGCGCUUGUCAACGCGCACAAGUUUGACAUGGAGCUAGUCAACGAUCGCUUCGAGCACAGCGCAAUGGUUUUGCCGCAUCGGCCGUACGCCCUGCUGACGGGAGAGUUCCGGCGAAGCAAUCAUUCGGCGUAUUUGGGAAAUACAUUCGAGGCGUGGGAUCCCGAGAAGGUCUUCAAGGAGGCAAAACUCGUACACUUCAGCGACUGGCCGCUGCCCAAGCCCUGGAUCAUGUGGCCAUCCGAAGGGCUGGCCGAGGUGCAGCCUGACUGUGGGGGCAGCCAUGAAGGGACGUGUUUGGAAAGGGUCAUCUGGAAGCAUCUGUACGAGGAUUUCAGGCAGAGGAGGAAGGACAUCUGUCGUCUGCUCAGCGUGCCUGCGCCCGACUGGCACAGCAUCCGGGGCGCGGCGCGCUCAAAUGCUACCGAUGGCACAACGCACCAAGCACCUCACGCAAAAGGCGAGGCGGAUGCUCGCAGCGACUCCAGCACUGAGCAGGGCGUUGCACACGACGCAUAGGACAUUGGAGGUCUGUUGCACUCUCGCACUGCGCGUCUGCAAUGUCGAUGUUCUCGUAUUGUUCUCCUACUCUAGUGAUCACGAAUGCUUGUCUGUGACCAUGUGCGCGCUUAUGCGGGAUUGUACCGUGUAGAUAAUAUCUGUACUUGUCCGACGCCGGCUCCGCCCCAUACCUGUGCCUCUGGCGCUGCUGAUCGGGGAAUAUCCGUCGGCACAUCAUCAGCCAGCAUGUAU
Messenger RNA from Paraphaeosphaeria sporulosa, 1492 nucleotides. RefSeq names its product glucose N-acetyltransferase 1. NCBI's taxonomy places the organism in Eukaryota, Fungi, Ascomycota, Dothideomycetes, Pleosporales, Didymosphaeriaceae. The transcript has 3 exons. Gene Ontology annotation, molecular function: glycosyltransferase activity. The record is from RefSeq and is a predicted model, not a curated record. The coding region runs from base 53 to 1258 and encodes 401 amino acids.